CGGACCACCCUGUACAAUCUAGGAUAAAAUUUAAAAUUCUGUUCAGUGGUGAAUGCCUGCGCAACAAGUUACAAUGAGUUUAUUUAUUUGUUUAAUGUACCUACUUAAGAUAAAUAAAGAUAUUAUUUAAAACCUUUUGAAACUUUUGGAUAUUUGAAAAAAUAUUUAAUUAUUAGUUUUAUAAUUUUUACCUAUUGAAAACUUUAUCCUUGGGUAAAAAAAAUGAGCAUUAAAGACCUAAUUUUAUCCAAAGAUACAGAACCAAUAACAUAUUUCGUGAACUUUUACAAAAUAACAAAACCCUCAUCGAACAUCACCGACGAAUCCACUUGCAAAAUCCUCAAAACCAACGACCUAAUUCGCUGGAAAAUACAAGGCGACGAAUUAGUUAAAAUAUCAUCGAAAAAUUUAGGAAUUUUCUUCGACCAAGAAUCUUAUAUAAUCCAAUGGCUUUUCGAUUUGAAAGUGGACAACACUAUUUUAAAAGAAUCGCUAGUUUAUAAUUGGAAAGGCCAGAGCGCUACAAAAGGAUAUUCUCCUUUACCAUCUGAAAUCGAAGAAAAUUGCCCAGUGGAACGUAUCGUACAAUGGAGCGAACCAGCAUUAUUCUUUCAUGGUUUUCCCGGAAGCCUUUUCACAUUCAGUGGCCAAGAAAACGCAUUUAAUAGAAACGCCCCACAUUUGAUGUUCAUACGAGGCGAGGUUUCAGAAGAAAUUCAUUUAUAUGAAUUACCUUGUUUAAAACAAACCUUGAGAAGCCGAGCUACAUUUUUGCUUAUAGCACCAAAACACAAAUUAUUUUUAUAUUGGCAUGGAAGCAAGUCAAUUAAAGUCAAUAUUGGAAAACCUCAUGAAGAUUUAAUUAAAUGGGAAGAAAGUUGGGCAGACUUUUCGGUGCAAAAAUUAGAGGAAUUUAAAGAAACUUCAGCGUUUAAUGACAUAGUAGAAGGAGCUGAUUUAGGUUUGCAGAAACCAUUAUUAAAAUCCGAUUUUAGUCCAAAACUUUUUUAUUUAAAUUCAAUAACUGGAAGAUUUUUAGCUACCAAAGUAGAAUAUCCUCUAAGGGCUGACAAUGUAAUUGCACCUUUUCCUUUUCUUCAAAGUCACCUUUAUACAGCUGCACAACCUGCCAUAUUUCUACUAGACAACGAUACCGAUGUAUGGUUGUGGAAAGGACUAGUAGACGAUUCCAAUAAUGAAGCUUUUAAAGCAGAAUUGAAGUUUGCAAAUGAAUUAGCAGAAAACUACGUUAAAGAAAAGGAAGUGAUUUUAUCUGAAAAUGUUACAUUACAUUUUGUGUCUGCUGGCAAGGAACCUGCAGAUUUUAAAGUUAUUUUUCCUUUUUGGAAAGAUUAAGUUUGUCCUAUUUACAUAUAAUUAUUUUAUAUCAAUGGAAAAUGAUUUAAAAAAAAAGUAAAACAAGCCUUAUCAUCAAUGAAUAUAUUCAUGAGAUUACACAAGUCGUUUACAUAUUUAUGUCUAAGUUUUUUUACAGAACAAUGAAUUAUGUAAAUAAAACAUUUAGGUACAAAUUAAAGAAUUUGGGCUAGAGUAACUAAGUACAAAUAACUAAACUUAAUGGUUGUUUUCAACUUAACAAUAGUUUACAAACUUAAAACGACAUUUCAAAAGGAACAUAAUCAAUGGUAUCAGCAACUCAGAUACUUUUCUAUCACUAUCAGAAUUAAUAAUUGGGAUAUCAAGAAUGGAUUUAGGUGACUAAAUAUUUACCUAAAUUAACUUAUAAUGCAACAAGAUCCAUUAUGUAAAAGCAUCCUUUAUAUUUUGGAAAUGUCUCACUGCCAAAUCCACAGGCAAAUCAAACUUAUACUUAGUCAACUGGUCUAAACUUUUCAAGCUAUCCUGAAAUCCUGUCUUGGCAACAUAGCUCCAAGGCAGAUAAUAUUCUUUAAUCAACUUAUUACAUGUAAAUAGUAAGUUUACCCAUGGCGCAAGCUUGUUAGCAUUUAAUGCUGCACAUAUGAAGGCUUUAAAAUGGGAAUCAUAACUUCUUUUAUAUGGACUGUGGGAGGAUAUUAUGCUUCCUAUGGCACAAAGCAUGUUAUGCUUAUUACUAUUUGGUGAGGCGCCAGCUAUAUCUAAAUUAAAGCUUUGAGACAAUUUUCUGGCCGGUGUCGAAUUGAAUUUGUCUCCAUUUUUCAUGUGGUAAUAUUCUAAAAUAAGUUCCCAGGCAUGUAUUUCAGUGCUGGAAGCGGAAUGUCUUCUUGGAAAACACCCCAUAAAUGGUACCAAGCUGUUACUUUGAGCCGAACAAGAACCAUGUUGAAUUAAAUCUCUUAUACAUGGUACCAAAUAUUUUCUAACUGCAGCUGUAAGUUGUAUAUUAGAAGGAGACAUUGACUGGCUUUCAGAAUCGCUACUAUAAUCCCGAUUUGUUGAAUAUGAAGGCUCAUUUUCCCUAGCUUCUGCCAACUCUUUAACAUGUCCAAUUGCCAUUUCAAGUUUGGCCCUUAAAUCACCCCAAUGAUUAAUCUUCAUUGUAUUCUUCAAAUCAUUUUUUCUAAAACGAGAUUUUACUCCACAGCCCAAUUGCAUUAAAGCAAACAUUUGCAAAAUAGUAACGGUUUUCUGUAUAAUACCUAAAGUAGUUUCGCUAGGGAAAGGCUUUUUAACUGAAUGAUAUGCACAGCCGCAGCUGCAAUUUUGAUGUUUGUUGCCGUCAUUUUGCUGCAGAUAACCUAUAAAACGUUCCAAAUCAGCGACUUGUGUCUUAAGUUGAGCUACAAGAUGCUCUUUUAGCUUUAUCGGGCUAACAAGUUGAUCUACAGCUAUGUUUAUUUGUUGUUUUACAGCUUCUGGAGUCAUUUGAUGAUAAUUUUGUUCAUCUAAUUCUAAAUUCAUUCUGGUUUUUAGUUCAUUCAAUAUAACUUGCUGUCUCUCUAGUAAAACAUCCUGGGGAAUUCCUGCUUCGCCGCUUUCAAAUGCAUAUUGCUCCAACUCUCGCAACUGGCUCUUGAGUCUGUCAAUUAGUUCUCUUUGUUGUGUUCUUCUCAGUCUUACCGCUUCGGCCAAACUGGCUUCAUCCAUUUUUUCUUUGACAAAACUAACGUCUGGUAUUCCUCGAAAAACAAACUCUUCAAGAGAUUUGAGAAGCUCUUCUCUGUAUUCUGGAGAGGAACUCAUUACUUGACGUAAACGAAAUUGAACUUGAGCAAAGUGCGUUGUUAAAGCAAAAAGGGACGAGUUUAAAAGCUCCUGUUCGUCUUCCAUGCUUCGAAUUUUUUCAAUAGCAUAUUGAUGGUGCUCGUCGCAGAAAUUUAUUUUAUUGAAAUCGAAAUCGUCUUCAUCACUUGGUGCUCCCAAUGGGUCCCAACGUUCUCCUGCAGGAUGUUCAUCCUGAGGAUUAUCUGAAUUAACUUCCAUGUUUUUCUUGUAAUAUUGGUGCUAGGAGUUUAAAAAGUAUCUUUUCUUAUUUAGUUUUUUUCCAAACUACUACAUGGUUGUUGUUUGUGGGCAACCAAAUUGCC
Molecule: messenger RNA, 3488 nt
Organism: Ceutorhynchus assimilis (cabbage seed weevil)
Lineage: Eukaryota; Metazoa; Arthropoda; Insecta; Coleoptera; Curculionidae
Source: the annotation of a GenBank genome assembly